Molecule: messenger RNA, 3667 nt
Organism: Mus pahari (shrew mouse)
Lineage: Eukaryota; Metazoa; Chordata; Mammalia; Rodentia; Muridae
Gene: Ablim1
Product: actin binding LIM protein 1
Exons: 26
Coding region: 346-2745 (799 amino acids)
Biological process (GO): cilium assembly; lamellipodium assembly; cytoskeleton organization
Cellular component (GO): stress fiber; actin cytoskeleton
Molecular function (GO): actin filament binding
Source: RefSeq, a predicted model, not a curated record
CAAACCCUAGGACCAUUCUUGGCGAGCUUUCUCUGUACCUUUCUCAGUGAUGGCCAGCCUUCUUCGGAAGCCGCCGUGUCAGGGAUCUGGGAGGCUCUUACAAGUGGUCCUUUGGGCUGUGGGAACGCUGAGAGGAGAGCUCCGUAGACGCGGAAGGUGCUAGAGCCACACAGGAAACUCCCCGUUCUUCCUGGGCCAGCAGCACACCCACGGUACACACCCCUCCCUGACUUAACUCAGCCCACAAACUCCUGGGAAGAGAGCCAGGCCCAACCUAGCUUCUGAGGAGUGGACUCAGUCCUUCUGUGCACCAAGGGAAGGAAAGCCAGAGGCUGGUACAGGCUAAUGCCAGAAAUGACGGCGGUAGUGGACCCUCACCACAUCUCUGAAGACUGCAAAGUGGCCCAUCCUCAGGACCCUCACCACUCUUCGGAGAAGCCUGUCAUUCACUGUCAUAAAUGCGGGGAGCCAUGCAAGGGCGAAGUGCUUCGGGUGCAGACCAAGCAUUUCCAUAUCAAAUGCUUCACCUGCAAAGUGUGUGGCUGCGACCUGGCCCAGGGAGGCUUCUUCAUAAAGAACGGGGACUACCUGUGUACCCUGGACUACCAGAGGAUGUAUGGGACACGGUGCCACGGCUGUGGGGAGUUCGUGGAGGGCGAGGUGGUAACUGCCCUGGGCAAGACCUACCACCCCAACUGCUUCGCCUGUACCAUCUGCAAGCGCCCGUUCCCACCCGGAGACCGAGUCACAUUCAACGGGAGAGACUGUCUUUGUCAGCUCUGUGCACAGCCGAUGUCUUCCAGCCCUAAAGAAGCCACCUGCUCCAGCAACUGUGCCGGCUGUGGAAGGGACAUUAAGAACGGGCAGGCACUGCUAGCUCUGGACAAGCAGUGGCAUUUGGGCUGCUUCAAGUGCAAGUCCUGCGGGAAGGUUCUCACCGGCGAGUACAUCAGCAAGGAUGGCUCCCCAUACUGUGAGAAAGACUACCAGGGGCUCUUUGGGGUGAAGUGUGAAGCCUGUCACCAGUUUAUCACAGGAAAAGUCCUGGAGGCAGGGGACAAGCAUUAUCAUCCCAGCUGCGCACGAUGCAGCAGAUGCAACCAGAUGUUCACAGAAGGGGAAGAAAUGUAUCUGCAAGGUUCUACCGUGUGGCAUCCCGACUGUAAGCAGUCCACCAAGACAGAGGAGAAGCUGCGGCCACCAAACAUUCCGCGCUCUUCAUCUGAUUUCUUUUAUCCCAAAAGUCUGAUUCGUCGCACAGGACGGUCCCCAGCUCUGCAGCUUCUGUCGCCACCCUGUCUGGUGAACUCCAACAAAAACCCCAGGCAGCCCACCAGGACCUCCUCUGAAAGUGUCUAUUCUAGACCAGGCUCCAGCAUCCCUGGCUCGCCAGGUCAUACUAUCUAUGCAAAAGUAGACAAUGAAAUCCUGGAUUACAAGGACUUAGCAGCCAUCCCCAAGGUCAAGGCGAUCUAUGACAUCGAGCGUCCAGAUCUCAUUACUUAUGAGCCUUUCUAUACAUCAGGCUAUGAGGACAAGCAGGAGAGACAGAGCCUUGGAGAGUCUCCAAGGACUUUGUCUCCAACUCCAUCUGCAGAAGGUUAUCAGGAUGUCCGGGAUCGGAUGAUCCACAGGUCCACCAGCCAGGGCUCCAUCAACUCCCCUGUGUAUAGCCGGCACAGUUACACUCCAACUACGUCUCGCUCGCCCCAGCACUUCCACCGACCUGAGCUCUUGUCUCCUGGUGUGCACAGGUGGUCUCCCCUGCGCACCAGCAGCUUCAGCUCCACCCACAGCGACUCCCGUCCCAACCCCCCCUUCCGACACCACUUCCUCCCCCAUGUCAAAGGCAAUGAGCCGUCCAGCGGCCGGAACUCCCCUCUCCCCUACCGGCCCGACAGCCGCCCUCUAACUCCAACUUACGCUCAGGCCCCUAAACAUUUCCAUGUUCCAGAUCAAGGGAUCAACAUUUACCGAAAACCACCCAUCUACAAACAGCACGCUGCUUUGGCAGCCCAGAGCAAGGCUUCAGAAGAUAUCAUCAAGUUUUCCAAGUUCCCAGCAGCCCAGGCGCCAGAUCCCAACGAGAUACCAAAGAUUGAGACGGACCACUGGCCGGGUCCCCCCUCACUUGCCGCCGUAGGAACUGACCCGAGACGCAGAUCUAGUGGCAGAGAGGAGGAUGAGGAGGAGCUUCUGAGACGCCGGCAGCUUCAAGAAGAACAGUUGAUGAAGCUCAACUCAGGCCUGGGGCAGCUGAUCCUGAAGGAAGAGACGGAGAAGGAGAGCAGAGAAAGGGCGUCCCUGCUGGCCAGUCGCUACGACUCUCCCCUCCGCUCAGCUUCACAUGCUCCGUCAUCUAAAACUUCGUCUCUCCCUGGUUACGGAAAGAAUGGCCUUCACCGGCCAGUUUCCACAGACUUCGCACAGUACAACAGCUACGGAGACAUCAGUGGUGGAGUUCGAGACUACCAGACCCUCCCAGAUGGCCACAUGCCUGCAGUGAGAAUGGACAGAGGAGUGUCCAUGCCCAACAUGUUGGAACCAAAGAUAUUUCCAUAUGAAAUGCUCAUGGUGACCAACAGAGGUCGCAACAAAAUCCUGAGAGAUGUGGAUAGAACCCGGCUGGAGCGCCACUUAGCCCCAGAAGUAUUUUGGGAAAUCUUUGGGAUGUCCAUACAGGAAUUUGACAAGUUACCUCUUUGGAGACGCAACGACAUGAAGAAAAAAGCUAAACUCUUCUAAGUCCCUCAAGUAAAUGACAAUCAGGAGAAGAAUUCUCAGUGGCGGUGGUGUCUAGAACAUUGUGCAAAGGCCCAGAAUUGAUCAGAGAAUUCAUUCACCACCCCGUCUCCAGGCAGCAACACCAAGGGCAAGUCUGAUCUCAGCACCCAGGAGCCACAUCCUGGGCCAAGCAACAGUAACCCUUGCCAAGCAACGCCGGGGUAGAAUUUCUAUGUUCCCAAAUUCAGCAGCGUCCACAUGAGACCUUUUCACAUGACUCUGUGGGGUUUCUUUCUCCUUUUUACUUUCCCCUUUAGCCCAUGUCUAACUUAGUGCUGCCUGUGUUGGUAAGAGUCAGCAAGUGCCCUUAGGAAGCCACACGGAGGGGAUGCUGGGAGUCCUGACGUAUGAAUCUAUUUAUUACGUAGCACUGUGGUGGAGAAGGAAUCCAGGGGCCUGCCCUGAUCUGGUAGCAGCUACUUUGCCUGUCCUUGGCCAUCUCCCUCAGCUCUGCCUGGGCUCUGAGGGAAAUGGAACUCUGUCAGGGAGCAGGCAGUUCUAAGUUCGUGGCUGAGUACCAGCCAAAAUGAUUUAGACGAGCUCCUGUGUGUGCUGAGACCGGGCUACCCAGCUGCUAGAGGGGAAAAACAAGACAAUGGAAAAGGAAAAAGGAAUGAAGGAACCUCCCUCCCUGAAAGCUUUUUCUGCUUCUGAGACUGUGCUCAGCCCUUUCCCCUAUAAACUGAUAGGAACUGCGUGCGUGUCCACCUUUCCAAAGGAAAGGCAAAAAGAGUUUCCAGGUUGGCCCAGCUGCUGAUAGGUGAUUUUUUUUCCCCACGAAUCAUGUAUCUCUUAGAGAAGAAAACUCUGUGCCCUACCACAUCACAAGGUCUCCUCCUCAGUGUGUGUGUGUGUGUGUGUGUGUGUGUGUGUGUGUGUGUGU